This is a messenger RNA of Exophiala aquamarina CBS 119918, 810 nucleotides long. RefSeq lists its product as uncharacterized. The coding region runs from base 1 to 810 and encodes 269 amino acids. The transcript has 3 exons. Lineage: Eukaryota; Fungi; Ascomycota; Eurotiomycetes; Chaetothyriales; Herpotrichiellaceae. The record is from RefSeq and is a predicted model, not a curated record.
AUGGCUCACGGCUUCACCGCGUUAAAGGAGAUGACCUUGGACUUCUACGCAGAGAAGUUUACCUCAGCCCUCUCAAUGAACUGUCUUGUGUAUGACCACCGCGGUUUUGGUGAAAGCGAUCAUCUACCGGGCCAGCCUCGUGGCGAGAUCGUGCCGAUGCUCCAGAUAUCCGAUUACUCGGAUGCGAUCACUUAUGCCUCGACUAGACCGGAAGUGGACGCAGAUAGGAUCGGGAUCUGGGGCACGUCUUAUAGCGGGGGACACGUGUUGGUCGUUGCCGCCGUUGACCGAAGGGUCAAGGUCGUUCUAAGUCAAGGUCCUUGUGUAAGUGGAUGGGAUAAUUUCCAUCGCCUAGUCCGUCCAGAUCUCGGACCAGCUCUCGAGAAAAUCUUCGCGGCAGAUCGUAUAGCAAGACUAGAGGGUAAAGAGGCAGGUUAUCUACCUAUAGUUCAUGCCGAACCUUUUGGCGUUUGUGCUCUUAAUGGUAAGGAUGUCUAUGACUUCUUCACGGAGUGGGAAAAGAAAUCCACAUGGAAAAACCAGGUCACCAUCAGAACAAUGGAACUCUUCCGCGGAUAUGAGCCUCAACAGCUGAUCGAAAAGAUCUCCCCGACGCCGUUACUGAUGACUGUUCCGACAUUGGAUACCCUGACGCCUCCAGAUCUCUCUCUCGCAGCGUACGCCAGAGCCAAGGAGCCAAAAGAGCUGAACUUACUGCCUGGUGGACAUUUUGAUUCAUACGCCGGGGAAACUAUGGAGAAAAACGUAGUGACGCAAAUUAACUUCCUUAAGAAAUGGCUCAUUAAGUAG